AUGCUUCGCACCAAAGAAGCGGAUUACAAAACUGGCGAAAUCUCUUUAACUGUAAAUUGUAAUCAGUCCGAUGCUGGAAGAAUACGAGGAGAGGAUUAUGGAGGACACGGUUUGGCAGGCCUCCAAGGCAAAAUAGGAAAGCCCGGGCCGUCUGGAUUAGAUGGUCUUAAGGGAGAAAAAGGUUUGCCAGGAAGAGAUGUAUUCGGUCAAAAGGGAGAAAAAGGUUUGUUUGGACCAAAGGGAGCGCGCGGACAAAUUGGUAAGUCUAAUGACUGUAAAUAA
Messenger RNA from Protopolystoma xenopodis, 282 nucleotides. Lineage: Eukaryota; Metazoa; Platyhelminthes; Monogenea; Polystomatidea; Polystomatidae. The record is from the annotation of a GenBank genome assembly.